GCAUCUGAUGUCGUUCCCCAUCAGAGCCGUUGCGCUCUGGUACCUGAUGUCGGUUCUCGCCCGGUAGGAGAGGGUCCCCGUAAUCCUAUUGUAAUCGACCGUGAUGGUGAUGAGUCGGCGGCUGUGGAGAACAUUGAUAUGCAGACAAGAAAGAUUCUGAAGCCACGCUCAAUUCAAACUUGUCGUUAUCCACUUAGAAGUCGUAGUGAUCAGCAGCAACAGGAACAAGUUCAGGGGCAACGCCGGCGCCAACAAAAUCUAGUGCCUGCCCAAAUUGCAACUUUUGAGUCCAGCGAGGGCGAUUGGUGCAAAUCAACUCACAGCCCUGUCGGAGAUGGUUACAUUCAGCCACAGGUUCAACCCCAAAGGCAAUACGUUCCAGUGGAACCUCAAAGUCAACAGGUCCAAACUAACAAGAAUGGAUCUGGUGAAACUCGACAAGUCCCACUGGACCCCCAGGGAUUUGUUCCGUCUAAAAAUGGGAGAGACCCGUCCAGGCUUCAGAGAAAACGCAGACGAGGAGAGGGUCGAAAAUUCCGGGAGAAUGCACCCGCCCCAGAUAUUUCUCGAACAAGCGGACAGAAACGCAGUCGCGAUGAGUCAUCUUUGGCCGAGGAGAGCCAAAUUCAGGCAGAUCCCAGACCGGCCAAAAGCGCACGCACAACUCUGCACGCAGCUCCCUUUCAAGGACUGAGACACGACGUAGGGUUCCUUGGAGAGACCGAGGUUUACGAACGUUUCAAGAGCGUACUUGGUGAUGAUUGGGAUUACCGCAACUGGACAAGUCACUUCCGAGCGGAUGCCGGCUAUCCCGAAUUUAUCGAGUCGGAGAUGGGCAUUGCCGACUUUACCUUCACGGACGAACAUGGCAAAAUGAAAAGCUACCUUGUUAGUCAAGGUUUCGGCCCUGAUCCGAAGUGGUCUAACAAGACUACCUUCCAUCUGGAAGUCAAGACGACGCUUAAAAACAAAACAGGUUAUAAGCUGAGCCGGAGCCAAAGGGAAUUGCGUGAGAUUGCCCGACGAGAUCCCAACAUGGUCUUCCUGGUCGUCCGCAUGUAUGACAUCGAAGGUCAAAGCGGGGCAAGAUGGGCAUUCUACUUCAACGAUGAGAUGGGCUAGGAAUUGGCCGCGCCCACCGGGACUACAAGAUAUUGGAGACACCGAAGUAAGAGGAAUCGAGUUGGGCAUCUGAAGUUAAGAAAUGAUUCUCACUUUGA
Molecule: messenger RNA, 1220 nt
Organism: Pseudomassariella vexata
Lineage: Eukaryota; Fungi; Ascomycota; Sordariomycetes; Amphisphaeriales; Pseudomassariaceae
Exons: 5
Coding region: 139-1122 (327 amino acids)
Source: RefSeq, a predicted model, not a curated record